AUGGCCGCAACAUCUAAGAGUUGUCAGGUUAUAGUUUUCAACCAGCAAAAACAUGAUCUCGGACGAAUCCUCACUGAUACACGUAAUGCCCCUGCAUAA
Messenger RNA from Priceomyces carsonii, 99 nucleotides. RefSeq lists its product as uncharacterized. The transcript has a single exon. The record is from RefSeq and is a predicted model, not a curated record. The coding region runs from base 1 to 99 and encodes 32 amino acids. NCBI's taxonomy places the organism in Eukaryota, Fungi, Ascomycota, Pichiomycetes, Serinales, Debaryomycetaceae.